GAAGAAAAUACCAUAGAAGAAGAAGGAACUGGAAGCUCCGAAAUUUUUGAGCCAAACACGUCAAAUAUUGUCGAUACGUGACAAUGUUGAGGUUUUUCCCCUCCCUGUGUUCUGUUUAUUAAGAAGCCACUCUGACGAGUUCCAGUGAAGUGAGAAGAUGAGCAUCUCCAGGCAGAGAGCAAGAGAGCUUGUGGCCAGUUAUGAUCUCACGUUGGAGCGGCAGAUUGUGGAAGGAGGCUCCCCCCUCGUGUGUAAGGAUGAAAACCUGCGGGCGCAGGUGCAGGCGUUGCUGAAGGACGGGGAUGCCCAGGAUGGCCACUGCCUAGGUUUGGAUCCGCUGCAGGUGAUGGAGAAGUCACUCAAAGCUGAAGCAACAAAGACAGCGUCCUGUGGAGGAGGAGCCAGAGGUGGUCUGCGAGGGCUGGCUAAAGCUUUUGAAGUCCUGGAACAAGCAGCCCUAAACUUGUACCUCGGACCCUGGAGGGAGGAGUACAAAUUUGUGAAGAUGUAUUCUGGUGUGUUCACACACUACAUCAAACCAGUUCUCACCCCCCCGCUGAUAGAGAAGCUGUUCGGCCUGCUGGGGUACCGGCCGUGUCUCGGACCACAUGAGCAGCUGCAACUGCAGUCCAGAGUUGGUGCCAGCUCUUUGGACAGUCUCUUGUCCUUGUCCUGUGCCUUCUUCUUGGCCCGCUGUGAGUGUUGCCUCCUGCUGGCAGCACUGGGAAAGCACAGUGGUGAUGCUCGGUGGGAGCUGAGCCUGGUGAUGGAGCGGCAGCAAGGACGCAACCUACAGGUGGCCUUGGACAACACCAGAAAGAAGCUGGAGGAGGAGGAGCAGGAGCAGCCGCUGGAGGUGAUGGAUGGAGAGGUGGACCUGGAUCUGUACACCGAUGAGAACAGAGAUUUGAAGGCACAGCUAGCUGUCGGCACACAUGAUGGUCCACGUUCUUUAACCUGGAUGAAUCAAAGUACUCCCCUGACUUCUGCUGGGAAAGCACGCAGCAAUGGAGUGACGUCCCUGUCCUCCACGCCCAGAGAGUCCAUCUGCAUCACCAUGCUCAACUGCCAGCUGAGCAGCUCGUCACCGCCAGCAUCCUACAGCACGGGUGCCUUUUCAGACACCGCAAAACAAACCCGGCACCCCCGCGAUGAGCAGACGUACAGAGAUGAUGCUCGGUCACACAGUCGUCGUGGCGAUAGGAUGUGUGAAGCAGAGCGCUUCAGCAGAUGUGGCGAGCAUGCUGAUGAAGGGGCCGAAGGCUGCAGUGCCUCGCCCAGCGUGCCCAGUGCCUUACGUCACCUCAACGAGCACAGUACAGCGCUACCUGCCGCCAAAGAUAUAAACUCGAGAGCGGUGUUGACACAGAGCGGAAGCAUCGGCGCUAGAGGUGUGGCUCCAGACCUCAUAGACAGCGGUCCGACCGCUGUCGCUCCAAACCCUCCGCACAUCUCUUUCCAUGCCUGCUGCGACCUGGUUGACCUGGAUCCCCAGGUCCUGUGCCGGUCUUGCUGGGUGUUCCACUGUAGCCCCUGCAGAGAGAUGGAGGUGUGCCAGUUGUACCACAAGGUGGAGAACCUGGGAGUGUGCUCCUGUGGAAGCACGUGUUCCAGGAACCCCUUAGUGCUGUGCAGGUACUGUGGAGCCGAGUACUGUUGCCACUGCUGGUACAGAAACCCUCUCAGCUGCACAUGCGGCCAAAUAUUUGACCAGUCGUCCUCCGUGUGACUGAGACGCAGACGGAGACCCCGGAGAGCCAGUGCCUUACAUCCACGCCACGGAACCAGUUCAUCCAGUCAGAAUGUGAACCGUUUGUUGCCUUGACAUGCUUAUGGUCGGGUACUGUUUUUACAAUCUGGUGCCAUUGUUUUCAGAACUUUGUUCUUUUUCAGAUCUGAAGUUGUUCUGAUGUUUUUGCCUGUAAAUGGCUGAAGCUGCUCCCUGCCUCUGAUUUCCAGGUGUGGUCCUGGACUUGUUCGGUGAAGGGUUCUGUGUGGUUUUU
Molecule: messenger RNA, 2003 nt
Organism: Thalassophryne amazonica
Lineage: Eukaryota; Metazoa; Chordata; Actinopteri; Batrachoidiformes; Batrachoididae
Gene: spata2l
Product: spermatogenesis associated 2-like
Exons: 4
Coding region: 158-1729 (523 amino acids)
Cellular component (GO): cytoplasm
Source: RefSeq, a predicted model, not a curated record